Molecule: messenger RNA, 1096 nt
Organism: Chenopodium quinoa (quinoa)
Lineage: Eukaryota; Viridiplantae; Streptophyta; Magnoliopsida; Caryophyllales; Amaranthaceae
Product: mitochondrial import receptor subunit TOM20-like
Exons: 6
Coding region: 164-778 (204 amino acids)
Biological process (GO): protein insertion into mitochondrial outer membrane
Cellular component (GO): mitochondrial outer membrane translocase complex
Molecular function (GO): protein binding
Source: RefSeq, a predicted model, not a curated record
AUUCCCAAACCCACUUAACAAAAACCCUCAACAAAACCCUUGCGAGUUACGACUAAAGUUUUUCCCUUUUUCUUCUUCUCUCUUCUCGUUUCUUCCAAUCUUCGAAGUCGCAAACCCUAAAACAGGAGAGAGAAAAUAAAACCUCCAUUACCAAACUAAAUCCAUGGAUAUGGGUAGUGAUUUCGAUCGUCUCCUCUUCUUCGAGCAUGCUCGCAAAUCCGCUGAAGCAGCUUACACUAAAAAUCCUCUCGAUGCUGAUAAUUUGACGAGAUGGGGAGGAGCUUUGAUUGAGCUGUCUCAAUUUCAGACUCCCGAUGACUCCAAGCAGAUGCUUUCAGAUGCGGUGUUGAGGUUAGAGGAAGCUCUGGAAAUUAAUCCUAAAAAACAUGACACAAUGUGGUGUUUGGCAAAUGCUCAUACUACACAUGCAUUUAUGGUUCCUGACAUUGAUGAGGCUCGACCUUACUUUGAGAAGGCUGCUGACUUCUUUCAACAAGCUGUUGAUGAGGAUCCUACUAAUGAUUUGUAUAGGAAAUCCUUGGAAGUUUCUGCAAAGGCUCCGGAGCUACAUGCAGAGAUCCACAAGCAACAAGCCUUUAGCCAACGCCAACAAUCUAUGGGUGGCGGAGCUUCAUCUUCUGCUUCCACCAAGAGUGCCACCAAAAAGAAGAAAUCCAAUGAUUUCUUAUAUGAUGUGGCGGGGUGGGUUAUUCUUGCAGCUGGUAUUGUGGUGUGGUUAGGGUUUGCGAAGAACCAAGUUCCUCCUCAGCCAAGGUAAUCUGUUUUUUUUUAGCGUGGCCUAAGUUUUGUCAAGAAGUUGGGGGCCGACAGCUGAGAUUGAUCGGAUUUUUGCGUGGAAUACACCUGAGUUUUCAGGGUUGCAGUUCAUUUGUCGUCAUUAAAUAUAUUGUCUAGCUGUAGUUUAGCUAUAUUUGUUAGCUUUAGUUCAAAAUUAUUUGUGACUGGAGUUUUCUUACAAGGUCGAAUUUUCAUUGAUUUAUACUGGUUGUACGGACCAUUCUAAAUUGUACGAUGUUUCAUUAAUCAGUAUACAAAAUAAGUACCUGCUUCAACAGUUUGUUUGAUUACAGUGUUA